GUUCGCUGCAGCCAGAAGGCCCGGAGCCGCCCAGGAAUUUGGGCUGGGACUGCCCGCGUUUCCUCCCUGGCGGGUCUGGCGCGAUCCCGGGCAGGGCGGCGGCGCGCGGACGCGGCGCUCGCUCGGCCCCCGGCACCAUGCGGCCCCUGCUCUGCGCGCUGGCCGGGCUCGCCCUGCUCCGCGCCGCGGGCGCCUUCGCCGCUGCUGAGCCCUUCAUCCCGUCCCGAGAAGAUCCAGCUUGGAGCACAGGGUGUGACAGACACAUGACUGUCCACAGUCGUUUAGACAUCAUAGAGGAGACGGUGGAGAAGACGGUGGAGCACCUGGAGGUUGAAGUGAAAGGUCUGCUGGGUCAGCUGGAGGAGCUGGCCCGGAACCUGCCCCCGGGGCCCCUCAGCCCGGCCGCGGACCUGCUCGGAGACGAUCGCAUUUGAGCACGGGAGCUGGGGUUGCCCAGCAGCUGGAAGUUACUCACCUGUCAGCAGCUCUCCUUUGAGAACAGGGCCGCGCGUUCUGACAUUCCCUCUUCAGCUUGUGCAAAACCAAAGCUACUCCUUCGACCCCCGCCGUGUCUGAGCGUGACCUAUAGCCACAGCCCCUUCUCUGUCUACUCCCAUGCCGCCAUGCCCCCAGCCCUCCGACCCCCGCAGGCUCAGACCUGGGAGCCCCCAGAUGGUGUGUGCUUCUGCCCUCCUUUUUUAUGGGGCGGCCAGAAAGGGGGUUGGUUCACAGAGGGAAGGCACCUUGGGUCCUGGAUUGUAAGGUGACACUGCAGAAGCGCCCUGGGAGCAGCCUUUCUACUAAAAAUGUGGCCAUAAAUGAACAGCAGUGGGCAUCUCCUAGGAGCUUGUCAGAAAUGUGUAAUUUUGGGCCCCACCCAGACCUACUACAUUUUAAUUAGAUCCUCAGGGGUUUUGUGUGCACAUUGUUUUAAAUUUUUCUACUAAAGCAAAAUUCACAAAAACCCCAAAUUGUAAGCAUUAAACCGUACAAAUUCAGUGGCUUCAGCGUUGUGCAAUCAUCCCCACUAAUUCCAGAACAUUGUCAUCACCCCAAAAAGAAACCCAUACCUACGAAGCAGUUACUUCCCAUCCCCGCCCCCCACCCUGCAACCCUCCAUCCCUUGGAAA
Molecule: messenger RNA, 1130 nt
Organism: Manis javanica (Malayan pangolin)
Lineage: Eukaryota; Metazoa; Chordata; Mammalia; Pholidota; Manidae
Gene: PLAC9
Product: placenta associated 9
Source: RefSeq, a predicted model, not a curated record